Molecule: messenger RNA, 1113 nt
Organism: Didymodactylos carnosus
Lineage: Eukaryota; Metazoa; Rotifera; Eurotatoria; Philodinida; Philodinidae
Source: the annotation of a GenBank genome assembly
AUGCCCAGUGUGUGUGUUUGCUGCAAGGAACGUUCAGCAACAUUAGUGAGACCAAAAUCGGGCGAAGCUUAUUGUAAAUUGUGUUUUUUUGAUGCAUUUGAAAAUGAAAUACAUGAAACUAUUAUUAACGAAAAUUUAUUCAAGCCAGGCGAAACAGUUGCGAUUGCGGCAUCGGGAGGCAAAGAUUCGACGGUGUUGGCUCAUGUUAUGAAAUUGUUGAAUGAACGUCAUUCGUAUGGGCUUAAAUUAGUUUUAUUAUCGAUAGAUGAAGGCAUAACUGGUUAUCGUGAUGACAGUUUAGAAACAGUGAAACGAAAUCAAAUUCAGUAUGAUUUACCAUUAAUUAUUUUAACAUACAAAGAUCUGUAUGGGUGGAGUAUGGAUGAAAUCGUUAAAGUCGUUGGCUUGAAAAAUAAUUGUACAUUUUGCGGUGUAUUUCGUCGUCAAGCAUUAGAUCGUGGUGCAAUGAAAUUAAAUGUGAAUAAAAUCGCAACCGGUCAUAAUGCUGAUGAUAUAGCGGAAACUAUUUUAAUGAAUAUUUUGCGUGGUGAUAUAGCACGUUUAAAACGAUGUACAGCCAUUAUUACUGGUGGGGAUAAUGAAACAGAGAUUGAAUUUGUUCCUCGUUGUAAACCGUUGAAAUAUGCCUAUGAAAAAGAAAUUGUACUGUAUGCAUUUUACAAGAAAUUAGAUUAUUUUUCAACCGAAUGUUUAUAUUCCCCGAAUGCCUAUCGAGGUAAUGUAAGAACAUAUAUCAAAGAUUUAGAACGUCUAAGACCAUCAGCAAUUAUCGAUAUUAUACAUAGUGGAGAACAAUUAAUAAUAAAAAGUAAUUGUAAGAUGCCUACACAAAGAAAUUGCGAACGAUGUAACUAUUAUUCAUCAAUGGCCGUGUGUAAAGCCUGUGUACUUAUUGAAGGAUUAAAUCGUGGACUUCCUAAAUUAGGAAUUGGAAAAACGGAGAGACUCAGAAAACAAUUAAAGAAUAAAGAAGAUACGGAAAAAAUGUCUAUCUCUUCGCUAGAUGAUACGUCUACUUCAGUAUGCUGUAGUGAAAAUUCAUUGUGUCAUUGUAAAGAACGUUUCAAAGAUUUAACAACAAAUCCAACAUGA